Molecule: messenger RNA, 1278 nt
Organism: Cetraspora pellucida
Lineage: Eukaryota; Fungi; Glomeromycota; Glomeromycetes; Diversisporales; Gigasporaceae
Source: the annotation of a GenBank genome assembly
AUGUCCUCGUCCGAAGAAGAAAUAGUCAUAAAACGACAAGUUGUUAAGAUAAAGCCGCGAACGAUUAAAUCGCAACCACGACACACCGAAUUAGCCCUAGCUGAUAAUACACAAGCACAACAGGUAUUAGAUAAUACCGAUUUACCUGAUUCACCUAGCAAACCGAAAAAAACGAAAACUUAUGAUGAUGAGGACGGCUUCUUUACACGAUCUACUUCUUUCACUCGGAACAAAGGUCCUCGAUUUAAACGUUCAAGACAUAAGGAAAAGGUUUUAAAGUCGGAUUGGACAUUUUCUGACGAUACAAUUGACAUUGAUACGAAUGACCUUUCAGAUUUUUCAGAUGAGCCCAUGGAAAUAAGUAAAACUAAUGAUAAAAAAGAGAUUUUAGAUCCAAUUGAUAGAGAACCAUCUUUAACACCACCACCUGAACUUAACGAAUAUCAACUAAGAACUACGGUUGGAACACUAAGAGCGACUCUCUCUCAAUAUUCGGAAGGACUUCGAUCUGAAAGUGCUGACAUCGGUUCACCAAUCGUAUCCUAUGAACCACAGGAUGAUAUAGAGUUAGAUCCUGAACUUUUAGCUAUUCAACAAUCUAUUAAGCAACCAUAUGGAAAAUCAAACAGAUACGUUGAUACUAAAGUUGAAAUAAUAGUACUUCCCGUUCGUCAUCCAGAUAUCCAAACUGCGGAUGUGAACAAAACCGUUCAGGCUGAAUUCGAAAAGCCUAUUAAAUUUAUUAUGAAAGCGCAAGACAAUUUCGAGCGAAUGAUAAAGAAUAUAUGCGAAAAAAGAGGAAUAGGGAAACAAGAUAUUGUGUUGACAUUUAAAAAAGUUAAAGUAUUUCCACGUAGCACGCCGGAAAGCUUAGGAAUGUCUGGCCAAGCACAUAUGGAGGUAUUCACAAGAGAUACAUAUAAUUAUUACAAGGAACGGAGUGUCCUAUUAAAACAUAGAAUGUUAGAGGAAAUAGAGAGAGAAUCAAAAUUAUUUUCUGAAGAUCAAAAUGAGUCUGAUUUUGGUAACACAGAGAAAACGGAUAAUGAUUACCUUCAUCUGAAACUGUUGAGCAAGGAUGAAUCAAUUGAUAAGUUGAAAAUAAAAAAGACUUUAACAGUACAAGCUGUUAUUGACCAUUACAAAAAAAUCAGAGAUAUUCCGAACAAUGUCGAGAUGAAACUAAUGUUUGAAGAUGAAGCAUUAUCUUUUACUGAUAGACUGGAAGAUACUGAUUUGGAGGAUGGUGAUAUGUUGACCGUCGUUCUUAAUUGUUAA